This is a messenger RNA of Indicator indicator, 3027 nucleotides long. RefSeq names its product proline rich transmembrane protein 3 (gene PRRT3). Lineage: Eukaryota; Metazoa; Chordata; Aves; Piciformes; Indicatoridae. The transcript has 4 exons. The record is from RefSeq and is a predicted model, not a curated record. The coding region runs from base 1 to 3027 and encodes 1008 amino acids.
AUGGCUGCAGCACGGCUUGUCACCUGCGGGCUGCUCCUAGCCAGCAACGUUCUCACUGGGGCCCAGGAGAUGCUGCCAGUGAGGCUGUCCUCCAAUGGGACCCUGCAGCGGGGCAGGGACCCACUGCAUAACCCUGCCCGGGGACAGCAAUGGCCAGGCCUGUCCCCUACCUGGGAGGUGUCAGGAGAUACGAGUGGUGCUGGGGUCCUCAGGAGUGAGCACUGGAGGGGUAGCAGCCCUGUACGCUGGUCCUCACCUCUGCAGCUGGGGGAUGCCACUGGGCCACCCCUGGAGACGGAAACCAGGGCCUGUGGCACAACCCAGGCCGUGGCAGAGAAGCCACUCAUCACCUGGCAAGGACAAGAGGCUGGAGAACAGGACAGCUCCUGGGGGAUGACCUGGAUGCUGCAUGGCUCUGCAUCAGGGAGACCAGACUCCAAGGGGCCCGGAAACAUCAAUCUGGGCUCCCCAGGGCCACCCUGGGCAGGGCAGGGCCCAUCCCUGUCUGGACUGAGUGCCACCAGGCCAGCUAACACCCCCAGCUCACAGGCAACUGUGUCCACCGUUGUCCUGACCCCCAAGCCAACAGCAAGGACAGAAACAGGGGAAGCAGACUCCCAUGUAGGGGGACAGCCAGCUGAGGGGACACACGUGAUAGCCCCAGGUCUCUCUCAGAGCACACCGCUCACUCCAGCCAGCAGUGAGGUGAUCCCUCUGGGCACUAUCCCCAUCUCCCACCCCACUGACACAGUGCCAGCCCAAGGUCCCCACACUAGCCCCAGUUCUCAGCAGCCAGCAGGCAGACUGGGGGACCUGGAGGGGCCCCCCAGCCCCUCUCUGGUUGUGUCCAGCUCUGCCCUUCAGCUGCCUCCCACAGCUCCAUCCUGGGGGCUGGCUGAGCCCUGGACCCAGGUACUCCCAGCCCACCAGCGUAGCACACGGAGAGCCCCCAUCAGUCAUGCCACCGCCAGCCCUGGGUACACAGCCCCUCGCACAAACACUGGGAUGAAGGGCCAGCAGGGACCCCAGCCUGCUCCAAGGGCUGCCCUCAGCACCAGCCCUGCACCACUGCCUGACUCCAGCAUGGACCUCCCCGGCAUCCCUGGCACAGAACUGCUGCCUGAGGAGGAUGUGGGCUCCCCGCAGCGGGUCCGGGGUGCCGUGGGCCCUGUGAGUGUCCCAAAUGCCAGUGAGGCUACCCUGCGGCCAGCGGUGCAUCCGACCACAAGGACACCCGGAACCAAGCGUUCAGACACCCUGGGGACGCAGCCCUCUGCCCACGGCACCGUGACCCCCUCAGCGACAUGGCGGCGGGCAGGGCUGACGCCACAACCAGCGCUUCGGCAUCCAUCCACACCGCAGCUGCAGCCUAGCCACGUCCCACCAGUGCCAGGUGCCAACGGGACGGAGCUGCGCUGGGCUGAGCUGCGGCACCGGCUGGGCUUUUCCUGGGAGGUCCAUGUCUACGGGGCAGCUGCCAUCUUCCUCCUGCUGGUGCUGGGCUGCCUGGCUGGGCUGGCAGGGGCAGCUGCCCUGCGUCCCACUCACCUGCCCCACAUUUUAGGGGCCCAUGGACAGCUGCUAGCCGCCUGCCUGCUGCGGGCCACCUUCCUGCUUCUGGACCCAUAUGGGAUACGGGGACGCCUGCACCCCCGAGCUGUGCUGCUUUUCAGCACCGUCCCCUUCCCUCUACUGCUCAGCACCUUUGCUCUUCUUCUCCAGCGGCUCCAGCGCCUGUCCCAGCUCCGGCUGCUGCCAGGAAGGCUCCGGGGGCUGCCGGCACUGGGGGCUGCUGCUGCCCUGCAGAGUUCCGUGCUGGGAGCCGCUGACCUACUCCCUUUUCGGCUGGGCCCCGCUGCCGCACUGGGGCUGCAGGCACUGGGCUGCGGGGUUGGGGCCCUGCUACUUCUGGGGGGACUCUGGGGGUGCUGGCGGGUGCUGCAAGAACCCCAGGAGAGGUCAGGGGGUACUGGGGUGCCAGGGCUACAGUGGGGGGCCCGGGCACUGCUGGUGGCAGUGGCGGUGGGGCUGCCGGUGUGUGGGCUGCAGCUGUACAGUGCCCUGUGGCAGCGGGAGGUCUUGGGACCCCCUGGGCACUUCUCCCAACCUGGCUGGGUGGCACAGCUCUGGCUGCGUGUCGGAGAACUGGGCAUGGCGCUGGCACUGCUGGUGGCUGCUGCUGAGCCAUUGUGCCGCCGGUGCUGCCACCGGAGCCCUGCCAGCCACUCCUGCUGGGCCAAGGCGCUGCAAUACUUCUGUGCCGGCCGCAAAGCUGAGGCACCUGAAUACCCCAACAACUGCUAUGAUUGGGCUGGCGGCAGCACCGGCAGCACCGGUGGCAGUGGUCCGGAGCGGGCACCUGCCAAUGAUAUCUCCAAGAGUCUCAUUCGCAACCCGGCAGAACAGCUGCCCCUGCGGGCACUGAAGGACAGCAAUGAGGCCUGGGCAGCUGCUGCCAACACCACCGGGAUACCAGGGCUCAGCCCCAAGUGCCCCAACGUGCUAGCUGUCCGGUCCUGCGCCACCUUCGAGCAGGGCUCGUCCCCCUCGCUGGGGGAGCUGAUCUUCCGCCCACCGUCCCCGAUCGACCUGCGCCGCAGCAUCGAUCAGGCCCUCUGCCGCCGGCAUCUCCUGCAUGACAGCCUCUUUAGCCGGCCCCGCCGUGGCUCUGGCACUUCUCUGCACAGCUCCCUGGCCCCUAUCGAGACCCUCUGCCCGGGGCGCAUGGUACGCUGCAGCUCGCUGACAGAGCUGCCUGGCGUCCGGCAGCCGCCUGGCACCGUCACGAUCACUGUCACAGCCUCAGUCAGCUCACUAGACAGCAGUUCGCUGAAGAUCAGCUGGAACCCCUGGCGCCAUGGGCUCUCCUCACCCGACAGCCUACCCCUGGAUGAGACACCCAGCCGGGCCCCCCUCCUGGUGCCUGCCGUGCCUCCCAGCUGGGAGCGUGAGGGCCUCCGCAGCUUCCCUGCCCUCGGCAAGGCAUUGGAUAGCCGCAGUCUUUCCAGCGACACCAUUGAUCUCUGA